This is a messenger RNA of Aaosphaeria arxii CBS 175.79, 1701 nucleotides long. Its product is annotated as major facilitator superfamily transporter. The transcript is spliced from 7 exons. Bases 154 to 1653 code for a protein of 499 amino acids. Lineage: Eukaryota; Fungi; Ascomycota; Dothideomycetes; Pleosporales. Gene Ontology annotation, molecular function: transmembrane transporter activity. The record is from RefSeq and is a predicted model, not a curated record. Gene Ontology annotation, cellular component: membrane. Gene Ontology annotation, biological process: transmembrane transport.
CUGCGAUCCACCCUCAAGUCAACCACGUGCGAUCGGCUUGCUCAUAUCCCCUCACUAUAAGAUCGUGCAUUGAAGCUCCAUCUGGCUCUUUCUGACAUCUCUUUCACGCUACGAACCAGAACUCAAGUUCGACGAGCUUUCUUCUUUCACAACAUGGCGAAUCUAUCGGAAGCAAAAGUAUCCGCGACAGAGUUCGCUCGCCCUGCAGGCGAGCUACCUCGUGAAGAAAACGAGAGCGACACUGCUUCACACCAAGGCUUCGAUGAGAAGGCUACUCGUCGCCUGUUACGCAAGAUCGAUUUUGCCUUGCUGCCUCUCCUAGCUCUUCUCUACCUCAUGAGCUUCCUCGAUCGUGGGAACAUUGGGAACGCUCGAUUGGCUGGUCUCGAACGAGAUCUGAAAAUGCACGGGCUUGACUUCAAUGUCGCACUCGCAAUCUUCUUUCCGUUCUAUGUCCUAGCCGAGAUCCCAUCAAAUAUCAUGAUGAAACGGUUCUCUCCAUCGCUCUGGAUUCCCAGUAUAAUGGUCGUCUGGGGAGCAAUGUGCUGCCUGAUGGGAUUGGUCCAUGACUUCGCCGGUCUGCUUGCUGUUAGAGCUGCUCUGGGUCUUGCCGAGGGUGGCCUCUUUCCUGGAAUCACUUUUUAUAUCACCAUGUGGUACCGACGUCACGAAUGUGGGCUACGCAUGGCUCUGUUCUUCUCCGCUGCCACUGCAGCGGGGGCUUUUGGUGGCCUUCUGGCUAGAGGCAUCAUGGAGCUGGAUGGUAAGCGCGGGCUUAGUGCUUGGAGUUGGAUUUUCAUUAUUGAGGGCGCGAUCACUGUUGCCGUUGCUCUCUUUGCAUAUAGCUCGAUGCACGACUACCCAGACAGUGCCAAGUUUCUCACAAAAGACGAGCGCGAGGAGGUUGAUCGACGAUUAGAAGCAGAUCGAUCGUACCUCGACGAUGAGUUCGCCCUGAGCUAUAUCCGGGACGCUGUUCUGGACUGGAAAAUUUGGGUGUACAUGCUCAUCACCAUCGGUAUCUAUUCACCGCUCUACUCAUUCGCCUCCUUCUUGCCUACGAUCAUCAGCAACUUGGGCUAUUCGAACGAGACGGCACAGCUCAUGACCGUUCCACCUUAUGUCGUAGCAUGCCUUUUCUGCAUAUCCGCGGGAUGGAUUGCAGAUAAGCAUGGCCAGAGGGGUGUUUACAUGAUAUCUGCCAAUCUCGUUGCCAUCGUCGGCUUCCUCAUCCUGAUAGCCGUAUCGGAGCCCAAGCUCCGCUACCUGGGCACAUUUUUCGCGGCCGCGGGCAUCUACCCAAAUGUCUCCCAGACCGUGGCCUGGAACGGCAACAACAUAGGUGGAUCCACCAAGCGGUCGGUCGGUAUCGCCAUGCAGGUCGGCUUCGGGAACUUGGGUGGCGUGCUUUCGGGGUUCACCUACACGUCCAGGGAUGCACCGUUAUUCCGUCGCGGACAUGGGAUUGUCAUCGGUCUGCUGGCCAUGAGUACGGUGCUGUGCGCCUUCAUGCGUUGGUGGUGCAUCCGGGAGAACGCAAGGAGGGAUGCCGUGGAUGCAGAGUGUGGGCGCUUGAAUUCGUGGAGUAAGCAAGAGAUGCAGGCUGAGCGGAGAAGGGGCGACCAGGCCGGCUUCUUCAGGUAUACUAUCUAAUGCUGUGUUCUACUUGGCCUUUGCAUUGGAAUUGGUGCAAUACAAGGG